Bombus impatiens (common eastern bumble bee) is the source of this 3075-nucleotide messenger RNA. It is a transcript of the gene Rfwd3, whose product is annotated as E3 ubiquitin-protein ligase RFWD3-like. Lineage: Eukaryota; Metazoa; Arthropoda; Insecta; Hymenoptera; Apidae. Gene Ontology annotation, molecular function: protein binding; ubiquitin protein ligase activity. The transcript has 3 exons. Gene Ontology annotation, biological process: interstrand cross-link repair; protein ubiquitination. Bases 274 to 1854 code for a protein of 526 amino acids. The record is from RefSeq and is a predicted model, not a curated record. Gene Ontology annotation, cellular component: nucleus.
AGUUUUUUAUUUAUUGUAUAUUAAAGUGUUUGUAAUAACUAAUGUAAUGAAGGAAUUGAAUAGUGAUUACUCCUGAGAUAGAUGUAAAUAACAUUUGUAAACAACAUGAUUUUAUUGAUAUAAAAACAGUACAUUACACGGUCUUACAAAAAUUGGGAUGACAUCUUUCACGAUUAGGUGAAAACGUUUGCGAAGCAAUAAUGUUAGAUUAAGACAUUAAUUAUUAGAAAAAAAGCAUUUAUUGCUUGACAUUUAGAAGAAGGAGAAGCACAAAUGGAACAUGUAGUAGAAGGUCAUUCUGAAGAAUCUGAUAAUGAUAAUGCCGACGACUUAGAAAUCCAAGUUCAAACAGAAGAUACAAAAGACAAUGAUGAAAAUGAAUCAAAAGCAAAAAAGGCAAAAGAAACAACUUUAAAUGAAUCUGAUGUUGAUUCUGACCAGUCUUGUCCAAUAUGCAUGGAUUUAUGGACUAGUUCUGGGGAUCAUCGUUUGUGUUGUUUACGAUGUGGACAUUUGUUUGGAUAUAGUUGCAUUUUAAGAUGGUUACAAACUUCUUGCACUAGUGGCAACCGUCGUUGUCCACAGUGUAAUAGGAGAGCUGCUGUGAAAGAUAUCAGAAUGUUGUAUGCCAAAAAGUUAACGUCUAUAGAUACCAGCGAAUUGGAUAAAUUAAAAGAACAAUUAAAUAAUGUUAGUUCUGAAAAAAAUCGUAUAGAAAUGGAACUUUCAAAAUAUACUUUAAGACAAAAGUUAUUUGAACAGCAAAUUGCUAGUAUGAGGAAUAGGAUCUCUGAACUAGAAAGUCAGCAAUCAGAAAUAAAUGUUCAUUCUUGCCAGAAGAUUUCUAAACAUAUGAUUAAAAAGUUCCAUUUAGAUCGAUCUAUAGAGAUAUGUAAGGACGGCGGUUGCCGUGUAUUAGACUACAACCCAUGGUUUGGAUUCCUAGUUGUAUCUCAGAAGUCAACUAAUAUGUUAUUUUCGGGUUAUGGUAUUAAAAAAAUUGACUCGGAUAAAUUUCAACCACGUCAAUUUAUUCUUUUACAUAAUCAAGUUAUAAGAGAUAUUACAUUUAAUACAACUCAACAUUCGUUGCUGCUUAGUGUUGGUUUUGAUAAAUGUGCAAAAUUAAUGGAUAUUCAAAAUCACAUUAUUUUGCAUACUUAUCAAACAGGAUCUCCAUUGUGGAGCUGCUGUUGGUCAGGCAAUAAUUCAAAUGUAUUUUUUGCGGGUGCACAAAAUGGAUCUAUAACACAAUUUGAUAUUAGACAAACUUCUGGUGCUGUUGAAACUUUAGACAAUGCAGGCGACAGAUCACCAGUAGUUUCUCUAGCAACAGUGCCUUUUAAUCCGGGUAGCGGUAUUAGUAGGGGUGGAUUCAUAGCAUGCCAUUUGAGUACAUGUUAUGCUUAUGAGCAGAAAGACUCAAAAUAUUUACCUAAACAAAUAUUCCUUGAAGGUCCGUUUAUAUCUGUGUGUUACGAUCAAAAGAAUAAUCAUACUUUAAUAUCUUCCCGACCAAAUGCUAGACAGCCUCAUGCACGGCACAUAGUAUGUACUAUAGAAAAAGACAGUGAGGAAUCAACAAUUUGUAAUGUAGUACAUACGUUCCAUGCUGGUAAUUCUCAACAGUUAUUGUCUCGACCAUGUUACUUAAAUAUUGAAAAUGAUACAUUAGUUGCUGCAUAUCAAGAAUCUAGUACCAGUAUAUCAUUAUGGAGUGUAUCUACUGGAAAACAAGUAAAUAGUCUUCCUGUUUCUGAUCCUGUAGUGGAUAUGUGUGCAGUUGAUGUUAGUAAUAAUUUAUAUUUAGCAACACUCUCUUCAAAAAAAGUUAGAAUUUAUAAUCAUGGAUAACUAUCAUUACUAUGGAAGUAAAUAAAAAUAUCUCAUAUUUUUUCCAUACACAUCAUACAUUUAUAAUGUAAUAGAUACAUGAUAUAACUAAUAAUAUCGUAUUUGUUUUUACAUUAAAUUUAAACAACAUUAUUUUAUAUAAAAUUGUGUGUUCUCAAAAAAAAGUAAUGAUACAAAAUCUAAACUCGUAAAUAUGAAACAUAAAUUUUCUUAUUAACGACAAUGCAAAAAUUUCUGUAUACACAACUUGAAUUACCAAAAAAUACUAAAAGGAAAUUUUUAUGUUACCAUUUCCCAUUUAAAGAUACACAUGUUUAUCGCUGUGCAUAUAUACAAUGAAUAUUUGUUAUAUAAAUAUUUUUCUACCAAUCUAAAAACUGUUUCAGUAGUUGCCCUGUAUACUAUUUCAAAACAAGAUAAUAAUAUUAAAGAUAAUUAUAUAUUUAUAUACUAUUAGAUAAUAUAACUAAUAAUAUACAAAUUUAUUGAACUCAAUAGAUAAUCAAGAUAUUAAAAUAAGGAAAUUUUUGUACAAGUAUCCCUAUUAUUUUUAUUAAAAAAUGUUAUUUAUUGAUAUUUUUGAAGUAUUAAAUUACAUUUAGAAUCUAUAUAGCUGCUGUAACCAAUUAUUUUCAUAAAAUACUUCAUGUGUAAUUAAUUUUUUAUAUCUGUAAUUAUAAAUCAAACAAACCAAAUAGUAUAAUCUAGUAGUACACCUCUAACACAGCCUCCGCAUAAAUUACUAGAAAAUGUGAAAGAAAAUUUAAAAUUCCUAUGCCAGGAAUACAAUAUUGUUUAAAUAUAUUAAGAAAAAUCUAUGUAACUUGUAGAGGAUAACACAUAUAAUGCUAUACAAAUAGUUCUUUUGAACAAGUUUCAAAUAUAUUCUACAUAGGCUGCUAUCUUAUUAGAGAUUUAAGAAUAAUUGGUGUCUUAAAUUAUUUAACCUGCAAUUCUUCACAAACAAUAUAACUAUAAAUUUCAUUAAAUAUUUUUAAUCUAAAAUGGUUUUUAAAAUUUCAUAAGCUGGAAGUGUCAAUGUUAUAUGGAAGUAUCGAUGUCAUAAUUUCUGAUAGCUUUUUAUUAUCAACUUUCAACUUAUGUUCAUUUAAAAAUCAAAUUUGCUUUGUACCAUUAUUCUUAAUGAUGUAAUAAAUGCAAUUUUUAAUGUGGAAUGUACAUCUCCAGCUUCGAGUACAGAAAACUAUGCAUACGUAAAAA